GACGGAACUCUGUCCCCAUCGCCCCCAUCCUCGUCAGAGCGCAGUGCUCCUCUUCUCUCCGCUAUAAGCCCCCAAAUCCUAUCUCUUUUUAUCUUCCAAACGCCCAUUGCUCAUUGGCCCCCUCGCUUCAAUCCACGGCCCCUCAUCAAACCCCUCCUCGUCUUCCCCCCACCUCCCCCGUCCCAUCUCAUCCCAUCAUGCCGUCAGGUGCGAAGAAGAGGAAAGCCGCACGCCGCAAGAAGGAGAUGGGACAGGGCGCCCACGCUCCCCAUUCCCCGACCUCCCCUCCCGCUCCUCCUUCUCCUUCAGGCGGCGGUGACGGCCACGGCCACCACCGCGAGGAGGACAGCGCCAGCAGCGGUGAAGAAGAUGCUGCCGAUCGUGAGACCGCCGUGGUCAAGAGGGAGGAGGCAGCCGCGCCUGUAUCGAAAGAGGUUCAAGAAGUGAGCGUGGAGGUGGCACCCGUGCCUGCAUCGGAAGAGGCCCAAGAAGUGGGUGUCAACUUGGUACGGGAUGGAGCUCCAGAGGCAGGCGUCGUAGCGGAUUUUCCGGCGGUUGUUCCUGUCGAUGGGUCUUCUUCCGCGAAAGAGGAGGUCAUGGAGGUUGCCCAGCCUGCGGCCGAUCCUUCCAAGACCUCGAUCGAUGUGGACUCCUUGUCACAUGGAACUGAACAGAAGCCAGUCACUGUCCUCAACAAUUUGGUCAGCCAAGUGCCUCGUGAGAACACCGAGCUAUGCCGUGGGACAGCCGAUUCUGAGGUUUCAGUAACACUACUAGAGCGCCGAGCCACCUGGUGGAAUUGCUGUGGAUUAUUUGAUGUUCUUACAGGAUCCAGAGAAAAUAGCAGCAGGACAUGAUGAUGCAAAAAGGAGACAUGAAUAAGAACUGCUUCAGGAUGCCUUAUUCUUCAAUGCUUAUAAGAGUAUGUGCUGCACAAAGGUACUUCAAUGUCGGCAACCCGACACAAUGGCACGAUACAAUUCCUUUGUUCUGACGUAUGGAUGUCGUGUAGCAGUAGCUGCUAUCGGUUCUUUUUCAUUGGUACAUGUGAAACCUUACCAUUUGUUAUCUUGUUUAUAGUCUUCUUUUUAUGCCAAAAGUUUGCUUGUUGAGUCUUGGCAGUCACAAUUCAAUCGGAAUUUGUUCUCGUCUUCUGUAUGUUAGUAAAAGCUUGAUUUGAAUCA
Musa acuminata AAA Group (dessert banana) is the source of this 1184-nucleotide messenger RNA. RefSeq lists its product as uncharacterized. The transcript is spliced from 4 exons. Bases 198 to 857 code for a protein of 219 amino acids. NCBI's taxonomy places the organism in Eukaryota, Viridiplantae, Streptophyta, Magnoliopsida, Zingiberales, Musaceae. The record is from RefSeq and is a predicted model, not a curated record.